Ipomoea triloba (trilobed morning glory) is the source of this 1524-nucleotide messenger RNA. RefSeq lists its product as uncharacterized. Bases 1 to 1524 code for a protein of 507 amino acids. Gene Ontology annotation, molecular function: zinc ion binding; nucleic acid binding. NCBI's taxonomy places the organism in Eukaryota, Viridiplantae, Streptophyta, Magnoliopsida, Solanales, Convolvulaceae. The transcript has 6 exons. The record is from RefSeq and is a predicted model, not a curated record.
AUGCGAGAUCAUAGGGAUCUAAAAACUGUUUCAACUGACAAACUCUUUAGUGAUCUCAAAGCGUACGAGUUCGAGAUGAAAUCAAAACUUGAGGAGGAACGAAAUUCAAAAAAUUCAUGUGGAAAAACAACUUCAACAAUUCAUCUCAAAGAAAUCAAGGAAGUUCAUCCAGAAGACCAAGAAGGGAAUUUUCUGAUGAUAACACAAACUUGUGUUACAACUGUAGAAAACCAGGACAUUUCAUGGCAGAAUGUACAUUUAUCCGCUCUUCACGAUGAAAUGUGGGAUGUUAUCUCAGAUGGUCCUAUUGAAAUCAUGAAGGUCAAUCCUUCAUCAAUCCUAAGCCCAGAUGGACCGCAGUAUGUUUCAAAGCCAAAGAUGGAAUGGACUUCUGACGAUAGAUUGCGAAGUAACCUGGACAAUAUAGCUAAGGAUAUACUGUUCAAAGCUGUGGAUGAUACAAUCUUCCCAAAAAUCCGUAAGUGCAAAACAGCUAAAGACGUGUGGGAUAAGUUUGAAGACUUCAAGAUGUUGCCAAGUGAAAACAUUGCGGACAUGGAUGCUAGACUGGUCAAAGUUUUGGGAGAAAUUAGUGAUCUUGGAAAGACCAUUAAUCAGAAAGAAAUCUCUCUCAAAAUACUCCACGGACUACCGUCAAGCUGGGAUAUGAAAGUGACAGCCAUGCGAGAUCAUAGGGAUCUAAAAACUGUUUCAACUGACAAACUCUUUAGUGAUCUCAAAGCGUACGAGUUCGAGAUGAAAUCAAAACUUGAGGAGGAACGUGAAGAAAGAACCACAGCCUUAGUAGCCGAACAACCAUCAAACUCAAGGAAAUUCAAAAAAUUCAUGUGGAAAAACAACUUCAACAAUUCAUCUCAAAGAAAUCAAGGAAGUUCAUCCAGAAGACCAAGAAGGGAAUUUUCUGAUGAUAACACAAACUUGUGUUACAACUGUAGAAAACCAGGACAUUUCAUGGCAGAAUGUCCAUACCCCAAGGAAAUAUCUGAAUCAAAGGAUAGAAGAUUCAAGAAGGAUAAAAGGAAAGCUUUAAUAAGUGACCCUCUUGAGACAAGUGGGUCUGAGGAAUCUUCAAGUGAUGAAAGUGAUAGCUCAACGGAGGAUACUGCACUGCUGUGUCUUCUAAGCAUAACCAGUGAAUCAGAUUUCCAAGAAAAAUGCCUAAUGGCGCAUGAAGUAGAAGAAGACGAGGUAACAUCUAAAUCUUUUGAUUAUGUAAAUUCACCUUUUUCUAGAGAAUCUAUAUUUCAAUUAAUGAAAGAUUGUCAAACUGUUAUGGACACUCAUUCUCAACUCAAAGAGCGCAAUGAUUCUCUAAUUCUUGAAAAAGAUAAAAUAAAUGAGAAAUUGCAAAAUGCUUUACUUGAGAUGAGAAACUUGAAAGCUGAAAAUAUUCGCCUUCAAGAAGAGUGUAAAGCUAGAGAAAUUAGAGAACUGAAAAUAUUCGCCUUCAAGAAGAGUGUAAAGCUAGAGAAAUUAGAGAACAUAAUCUUAGGGAGACAAUAG